Messenger RNA from Cyclocybe aegerita, 582 nucleotides. The record is from the annotation of a GenBank genome assembly. NCBI's taxonomy places the organism in Eukaryota, Fungi, Basidiomycota, Agaricomycetes, Agaricales, Hemipholiotaceae.
AUGUCUAUGUCGCGCCAUGCGGCACCUCCUGAUGAUAGCAGGAAGAACGAGCGCAUGGAGAGCUGGCACGCGCAUAAUCCGAACCAGUUCCAGCGAGGAUACGCUGCACACCGUCUGGGGAGGGAGCAGCGAGGUCGUCGGCGUGGUGAAGGUGAGGGUGGGGACCGGGGCGAGGACGAGGAAGUCGAUGAGCUGGCUGAGGAUUCUGAGCACGAAGAAACGAGGUCGCGGAUGGACGUCGUCGACGACGGCCCUCGAGAUUCGCAGCGCUCGCGACAUACAGCUCCGAGAGAGCGCAACGAAUACCCUCGCCUGGAUCCAAAUGCUUUGCGUCCCAGUUCACGAUCUACUAGUACAAUGAGCCCUUCACUCUCUCCACCGUCCUCGUCUUCCCUUUCCCCAGCACUCUCGGCUUUCGGCGGGCCGUCGUCCCAGUCUUCACGUUCGUCUGAAUCUCGCUCGCCUAUUUCGUCAUCCUCGUCUCCGUUGGACGCCAAACCGCGGUACAGCCCCUCGACGCCGUAUUCACGAAGUGUGGCUGAUACAAGGGUGUCUACUAUGUUGAGGCCUGCGUUUGGUUAG